This is a messenger RNA of Diabrotica balteata, 1472 nucleotides long. Lineage: Eukaryota; Metazoa; Arthropoda; Insecta; Coleoptera; Chrysomelidae. The record is from the annotation of a GenBank genome assembly.
UGAAAGUUUAAAAGUAAACUUUUAUGCAAAAAUUUUAUUUAUUGAAUUAAAAUGUCAUUCUUUAUAAAAGGCAAGCAGCAGAAUGGCGUAAAACGAGCAAAGUAUGCAGUUACGAAGAUUAAGAAACGUAAAUUAACGGAUAAACCAGUAAAGACUAAAAAGGACGAGGAAAUAACCAGCAGUGAAGAUGAAGACCUAGUUAAAGAUAAACUAUCUGAUGCAUCUCUUUCAGAGGACGAGCAUGAAACCGCACAAGAAAAAAAGCUUCGUUUAGCUAAGAUUUAUUUGGAAGAAAUAGAAAAGGAAGAAAAAGCUAGAAGGGAAGAUAAAGAAGUAGAUGAAGCAGUUUUGUCUAAGAGGUUAAAGGAAGACUAUUUGAAGGAGACAGGUAAAUUACGACUGCAAGUAGCCAAAAAUUAUAAACAAAUAGAUGAAGAAAACCGGUUAACUUUAAAGUGUAGAGAACAACACAAAAGUCUUACUUGUUUAUGUAUUUCUUCUGAUGACCAAUAUGUGUUUGCUGGUAGUAAAGAUGGAGUAGUUGUGAAGUAUUCCUUAUCAGAUAAUAAAAGAAUAGGUGUAAUUCCAUUUGUUAAAAACUCUCAGGAAGAAACAGUGGGUCACAGUAGUGAAAUUUUGAGUUUAGCAAUAUCGUCUGAUAGUAAAUAUUUAGCUGUAGGUACAAAAUCCAGUGAUGUUUAUAUCUGGGAUCCAAAUACUUUUAAGUUUAUCAAGAAGUUUCAAGGACAUAAAAAAUCAGUGACUGGUGUUUGCUUUAAAAAAGACUCUCAUACAUUAUAUUCAUGUUCUAAAGAUAGGACUGCUAAAGUGUGGAGUUUAGAUGAAAUGGCAUAUGUGGAGACAUUGUUUGGACAUCAAGAUAUUAUAUCUUCAAUAGAUGCUCUCUAUAGAGACAGAUUAGUUUCUUCUGGUGGAAGGGAUUUGAGAUUGUGGAAAAUUACUGAAGAAAGUCAAUUGAUAUUCAAUGGACACACAGGAAAUAUUGAUAAUGUUAAAUUGAUAAAUGAAGAUACAUUUGUUUCUGGAGGUGAUGAUGGAGAAAUAUGUAUAUGGAGCAUGAUGAGAAAGAAACCUUUGUGUGUUAUCAACAAUGCACAUGGUGUUGAUCCACAAACAAAAAUACCCUUUUGGAUAAGUGCUGUCACUGCUCUGCAUAAUACAGAUUUGAUAGCUUCAGGUUCACAAGAUGGCUUUGUCAGAUUGUGGAAGUUAGAAAACAACUUUAAAGCCUACAAACAACUUAUGCAGAUACCUGUGGAAGGUUUUGUUAAUUGUUUACAGUUUACAGCAGAUGGUAAGAGACUUCUUAUUACUGCUAGCAAAGAACAUAAAAGUGGAAGGUGGACUACAGUAAAAUCUGCUAGGAAUUGUAUAUUUGUUGUACCAUUUUUACUAAAUUGAUUUUUUAUGGUAUAUGUUUUUAUAUUAAGAAAUAUAUGUAUAUGAUUUUU